This is a messenger RNA of Musa acuminata subsp. malaccensis (wild Malaysian banana), 1397 nucleotides long. RefSeq names its product transcription factor SPEECHLESS-like. The record is from RefSeq and is a predicted model, not a curated record. NCBI's taxonomy places the organism in Eukaryota, Viridiplantae, Streptophyta, Magnoliopsida, Zingiberales, Musaceae. Gene Ontology annotation, molecular function: protein dimerization activity; DNA-binding transcription factor activity. Gene Ontology annotation, biological process: positive regulation of DNA-templated transcription; guard cell differentiation; stomatal complex development. Gene Ontology annotation, cellular component: nucleus.
CAUCUAUCCUCUCUAACAGCUUCUCUUAUGCCUACUAGAGCAACAUAGCAUAAGGCUCUGUGCUGCCAUUGAUCCCCUGGUGGUUUUGGUUCUUCGUCCAAGACCAUUUCUGGAUAACAUGGGAGAAGACCUGACUGAAGUCUUCGGGCACGCGAAGUUGACGCAAGCGGAGUUGGUCGGAGCCACCUCGCCGGAGGAUCUUUUCAGCAUCUUGGAAACAUUUGAGGAUGCCAUAAAUGUGGAGCUACGUUCAGUAGGUUCUCAAGGGUUAGCUGGCCCUUUCGAGGCCGAUGAGGAUGAUGAAGAGGCCGGCCAAGCUCGGAAGAAGCAGAAAGUGUCGGACGCUGCGGUUGCCCGAGAUGGACAGCAGAAGACGUCUCACAUCACGGUGGAGCGCAACCGGCGGAAGCAGAUGAACGAUCACUUGUCGGUGCUGCGCUCGUUGAUGCCUUGCUUCUAUGUCAAACGAGGAGAUCAAGCAAGCAUCAUAGGAGGGGUAGUGGAGUACAUCAAGGAGCUGCAGCAAGUGUUGCAGUCCCUGGAGGCCAAGAAGCAAAGGAAAGCUUACGGUGAACUGCUAAGUCCAAGGCCAGCUUCCAGCCCGAGGUCUUCUUCAACCUUGAGCCCCAGACCACCACCUCUAAGCCCUAGAAUGGCUCUUCCCAUCAGUCCAAGAACUCCACAACCGAGAAGCCCUUACGGACCGGGGAUGCAACGCAGCUACCUCUCCCCGACACUGGUCUCCUCCCAUGAAUCCUCCUCUCCUCUUGACAGCAGCAGCUCUGAGCUGGUAGCCAACUCCAAAUCCCCGGUGGCCGAUGUGGAGGUGAAGUUCUCAGGCCCAAACGUGAUCCUUAGAACUGUGUCGCAUCGCAUCCCUGGGCAAGCUCUGAAGAUAGUUGCAGCUCUCGAGGCCCUCGCGCUCGAGAUACUCCAUGUCAGAAUCACCACCGCCGAUGACACCAUGCUCAACUCAUUCACCAUCAAGAUCGGAAUAGAGUGCGAGCUCAGCGCCGAGGAACUCGCACAAAAAAUUCAGCAAACAUUCUGCUAAAGCUACAGCUGCUUCACAGCAAAUCAACCAUGUUUCCGACCUGGAAAUAGUUGGCCACCACUCUCUCCUCUCUGAGGGCGAAAGAUGUAGCAGCAAAGAGAAUGGGGAAGGCGCCUAAAUCAAGUCCAAGUCUGGUUAGCAAAGGACCAGCCGUAGUUUUUUACUCUUGUAGUCUGAAGAUUCUCCAUUUCACUCUGAACUUUUGAGUGCGAUUCGAUCCAUUUCCUUAGUUCCAUGCUGUUGAUUGCUUGUUCCACAUGACCCGAAUGUAUUGGCUUCCCCACACACACACGCAUCGGCAGCAGCAAAGAAUCUGUAGAUUGCAACCAUUCAAGUUCUGCUA